Symbiodinium pilosum is the source of this 1143-nucleotide messenger RNA. The record is from the annotation of a GenBank genome assembly. NCBI's taxonomy places the organism in Eukaryota, Dinophyceae, Suessiales, Symbiodiniaceae.
GCGAUGGGGCAGGUAUCUCAACACCUGACCUUCACAAACUGGCAGCCGCAGGUUUCCACCAGCAGAAGGUCCAUCAUGCGCGCAUCGGACCUUCCGGAGAAAUGGAAAGCCGGGCCUGCGGAGGUAUACACAGGCCUGGCACAGAAGUCCUACUACCUCAUGAAGGAGAAUCCUGUGCUUUUCGACAUGACAGUUGAUGAGGAUCUCGAGAAGCUGCAAGUGGAGAAGGAGGAUGAGGAGAAACAGAAGAAGGAUUUAGAAGAUGCAAAAGAGGACACUUUGGUCCUGAGGAAGCGGAUCGAGGAAGUCAAGAUGAACGAACGCAUACGUGCUGUUACGGAGUUGCUGUACCUCAAGGUAUGCCGGAAAUUUCAGCAACUGCAGGUGCCCCUGAUACCACAGCUCAAGGAAGGUGGCGAUGUGCGCUUCGGGAAUAUCGACCUAAAGGGGCUGACGACGGACAUUUACUCUGCAGACGCUCUGGAACUGGUUCGGGACCACCUCUUCCGCAUCAUUGGACAGCAAGGAGGCAACCCAUCCUUUGCCGGUGGCAUGGGCGUUGUCCAGAUUGCCUUGUUUCAAGCUGGCCAAGUUUAUGCAAUGUCGGCAAUGUUUGGCUAUUACCUGCGCCGAGUCGACCAGAGGUAUCAACUGGAGAAACUUGCCGGCACAUUCGGUGCUUGGGGCGAGGCAGCGGAGGCAGCAUCCAACCCAUUUUCGCAGGAUCCCGGAGCAGCUGACUCACUCAAGGCUUACAUCAGCUCUUUUGGUCCCGAUGAAGUGCAGAGCAUGUGGGCCGUGACCUCCGCCGAAGCACAGCUUGCGAUGGAGAUGCAAGUCACUGGGCUGUUUGGGGAUCUCCGUGCUUUGAAAGACAAGUUGGUGACGGCGCUGGGCAUGGUCAACUCUCCAGAAGAGGCGACCAUGAAGCUUGAGCAGGCGAUCAAAGCCAAAGAGGUCGAGUCCCUGCGCAUCACAAGUGAUGAUUUGCGACGACUGGUGUUGGAGGCUGUUGCUUUUGGUUCAUUGUUGAACGACUCUGAGAAGCAGUUCGACUCGAUCUACGAGCUCACCCCGGCCUCCAGUCGAGUGAUGGGUCUUCUUACUGGUGAUGAUGAAGAAGGACGAAUGCUGCCGGAGUGA